This is a messenger RNA of Eimeria maxima, 1764 nucleotides long. RefSeq lists its product as hypothetical. Lineage: Eukaryota; Apicomplexa; Conoidasida; Eucoccidiorida; Eimeriidae. Bases 1 to 1764 code for a protein of 587 amino acids. The record is from RefSeq and is a predicted model, not a curated record. The transcript has a single exon.
AUGGCCGAAAAUAUUCAGUCUUACACCCUAGCAAACGAGGGAAUAGAUUUGACCAGUGAUGCCUCACUAUCUCCAGAUGUAGAAAAACUUCGAGAUCCAGAUGAGCUGCUGGGUUCGUCUGGCGAAGCCCCCUACUACAUUACAGAAAGCCAUCGAAGAAAUAAGUGGAGCAUUGGUUUUGUUAACGAAUUGUCUACCACUCAGGUGUUUGCAAUAUUGUUUCUGUGCGUGCUCAUUUUUUCCAUUGCAAGAAAAACCCUUUGGCGCCUAAAUCGUGCAGCUAAUAUACCUGCAGAGCCGGCGUCAGCGUCACAGCUGCCCAAAUUUGAUGAAGUUCUGAAGGAAGCACCCAAGCAUGUUGGAUAUAUGCAACCCUACAGGAAAGUGGCCAAGGCUUAUAAGAAUAUUGGGCCCCGCCAGGUACCCCGCAAGAAUACUAAGGAUCUGCUGCCCCGCAAGCAUAAAUUACAGUCUCCUAAACCUCUUCAGGCCCAACAGGAGGCUCCCAAGUGGGCUGAAGAUUUGGAGAUCAAAACAAAACCACCAGAGUCUGCUGAAGAUCAGAAGCCCUGCGAGGAAUCUUCCCAGUCUGCUGAGGUUUUGGCGUUCCGCAAGAGAAAAGCCAAGUCUGACGAAGAUUUGCAGCCCCACGGAAAAAAGCCCAAGGUUGCUGAAGACCUGAAUCCCGAAUUAGAAACACCCGUGUAUAUUGAAAGUCUGAAGCCCUACGAGGACGAAUUCAAAAAAGCUUCAUUAGAAUUCUUUAACCAUUGGGAGUUAUCGUCGCUAGUUGUAAAGGGAGCCUUUGCAAAGUACUUUACACCCCAAAACAGCAGAAGCCAACAGCGCGUCUCUGACCCCUCCGUUCUGUACCAGAAACACAUAUACGCGAUGAGUGCAGUUCGGCGGCCGGACCCAUCGGAUGUGCAGGGGUGUAACGAGUACAAGUUGAACUUGCUGCUGUUGACGGGAAUCUGCGGCUCGGCGGUGGAAAUAUUGAAAAUGUUGGAAAACCUUGAGAGGCUGUAUAAGACAACAAACACUCCAGUGCCAAUACUAGACUUGGGCCGAUCAUUUAAGCUACCGUCACUGCACAGUCUUCAGCAGGAAGCGCAUGUUGACGGAGUAACGGUUCCUCAGUAUGUUAAAGAAACUAAAAAAAUGCUUGCGGCUAAGCCUCUAGGAGGUGCAUUCCCUAGUUUUGCUUCAAGUCUGGACAGUGUCUUUGGAUUUGAUUUUGAAAGUGGUUUGAGUUCAGUUUUCAGUUUUUUGGGUGGAUUCGACACUAUAUUUAGACUCUUAAAAAUUUCACAGAAAGUGCCCAGGUCGUUGCUUCCAUUGCUUGAGAGUUUGGUUAAUGAGCAUUCAAUAUUAAAAGCUGGCCUGUCAAAUGCAUAUGAAAAGUUCCGCCCCUUCCUGGCGGCUCAAGGAAUCGAUGGGGACACAACUCCUGAGCAAGUUCAUCCAGUACGCCUCCUUUAUUCCGGAGAGGUGUUCGAUACCAAUCUAGCAAUCUUGUCUUCCCCUAGCAGGCAUAUAGAUAACGAGGGAGCUGAAGAGGCAUUUCAACAGCUGAUAAGCUCGGGGGCCGCUUUUUGGACUACAGAUGAAGUGCUUUCGUUUGUGCUGUUUUACCACAAUGAGAACAAGAGGAUCCCUGAAGAACUACGUAACCGCAGAGAAAACUGCGUGAAGCUCAUACGCGAGAGAAAGAUGGGUAGCGAAAGUGAUGAUUUGCAGUCUGUCGCCAGAUUCCUCAUCUAG